GAGCUGAAGCAGCUGGAGGAGAUGAACAAUAACACAAAAGAGAUAGAAAAACAGAAAGAAAAGUUGGAAAGAAAAGCCAAGAAAGAGGAGAUGUUGAAAGAGCUGGAGACAGCAGAAUGUCAAAGGCAGAUACAAAUGGAAGAAAAAAAACAAAGAGAGAGAGAAAGACUUCUAGACGUCCAAAGAAGGGAGAUGCAGGAGGAAAAACAAGAACUGGAGUUGCAGAAAAUUAAAACCUCUGAGAGGGAAAAGAAACUCAAGGAAAGGGAGCAAAAGAUGAAAGAGAAAAACCAAAGUGAGCUGCAACAAAUGGAGGAGAAGUGGAGAGUAUUGGCUCAGCAGAAGGAAGAUGAAUGGGACGAGAGGUGUAAAGAGAUUGAAAAACAGAGAGAAAAGGCAGAAAGAGUGGCCAAGGCAGAGCACGACAGAUUACAAAAACUGGAGAGAACAGAAAGUCAAAGACAGAUUAAAAUGAAAGAGGAAAAACAACGACAGACAGAAAGACUUCUAGAGGUUCAGAGGAUGGAGAUGGUGGAGAACAAACGAGAACUGGAGUUGCAGAAAUGUCCUGAAGCUGACAAGGAAGAAAAACUCAAGGAAAUGGAGCAACGGCUGAAAGAGAAAAGCCAAAGUGAGCUGCAACAAAUGGAGGAGAAGUGGAGAGUAUUGGCUCAGCAGAAGGAAGAUGAAUGGGACGAGAGGUGUAAAGAGAUUGAAAAACAGAGAGAAAAGGCAGAAAGAGAGGCCAAGGAAGAGAGAGUGAGAUUGCAAGAGUUAGAAAGACAGGAACAACAAAGGCAGAUGAUAAAGGAGCUACAGAAAGAGAGAGAGAGUUUCUUGAAGAUACAGAGGAAGGAGAGCAAACAAAGGAAGAUGGAUGAGAAACAGCAACUGGAAUUACAGAAAGCUGCCGUAGCAGAAAAAGAGGAGAAACUUAAAGAAAUGGAGAGAAAGAUGACAGAAAAAAAUCAGACUGAGCUAAAACAAAUGGAGGAAAACUGGACAAAAACAGCCCAACAGAAGGAAGAGCAAUGGAAAGAAAGAUGCAGAGCGAUAGAAAAACAGAAAGAAGAAGCAGAAAAAGAAGCCAAAAAAGACAAAGAGAUAUUACAAGAGCAAAGGAGAACAGAACAGCAAAUGCAGAUUGAAAUGGAAGAACUAAGAGAGGUAGAAAGAAGAGAUAAUGCAGAGAGACAAAGAGAGAUGGAGAAGAGAAAGCUGGACAAAGAGAGAAAAGAAGAGGAGAGACUAAGGCAAAGCCAAAUUAAGAUAACACAAAGAGAAUUUGAGUUACAGAAAGUUGUUGAGGCAGAGAUGGAGGAGAAACUCAAGGAAAUUGAAAGAAACAUACAAGAGACAAACAUCGCUAAGCUUAGACAAACAGAGGAAAAGUGGACAGCAGUAGCCCAGCAAAAGGAGAAUGAGUGGAAAGAGAGAUGCAGAGAGAUUGAAAAACAAAAAGAGGAGGCAGAAACCGAGGCUAAAAAAGGGGAAGAGAGAUUGCAAGAACUGCAGAGGGAGAAACUACAAAGGCAAAUUGAAGUGGACAAACAAAAAGAGAGAGAAAGGUUUCUGGAGAUCCAAAAAAGGGAGAUAGAGGAGAGACAAAAAAAGUUGGAGAUGGAGAAAAUUAAAGAAGAGAAAAGAGUAAGGCAUAUUGAGGAGAGACAAAGAGAGAUUGAGCUAAAACGAGAAAUGGAGUUACAAAAAACAGCAGAGGCAGAGAAACUCAAGGAAACUGAAAGAAUCAUGAAAGAAAAAAAUGAGUCUGAGCUGCGACAAAUGGAGGAAAAGUGGAAGGCAAUUGCUCAGCAAAAGGAGAAUGAGUGGAAAGAGAGAUGUGAACAAAUAGAGAAACAAAGGAAAGAGGCAGAGAGUAGACGGCUGGUGGAAGAAGCCAAGAGAGAGGAACGGAGAUUGCAAGAGGUAGAAAGAGAAAACCUUCAAAAGCAUCUUCAAACUGAAGAGGAAAAACAAAAAGACAAAGAUAGACUCCUGGAGACCCAAAAAAUGGAGAUGGAGGAGAGCGAACUAGAAAUGGGACAGAAAGAGUUGGAGAUGGAGAGAAAAGAAGAGAAAAGUCUGAGGCAUAUUGCGGAGAGACAAAGAGAGAUUGAGCUAAAACGAGAAAUGGAGUUACAAAAGACAGCAGAGGCAGAGAAACUCAAGGAAACUGAGAGAAGCAUGAAAAUAAAAAACGAGGCUGAGCUGCGACAAAUAGACGAAAAAUUUAAGGCAACUGGUCAGCAAAAGGAGAAUGAGUGGAAAGAGAGAUGUGAACAAAUAGAGAAACAAAGGAAAGAGGCAGAGAGUAGACGAAUGGUGGAAGAAGCCAAGAGAGAGGAAGAGAGAUUCCAAGAGGUAGAAAGAGAAAAACUUCAAAAGCAGCUUCAAACUGAUGAAAAAACUAGUGCACAGGGAAUCAAUUCUGGACAGCCUUUCAAAUCGAAAUGGCAAAUACGUUUGGAGAAAGAGAAGGAGAAACAGAGAGAGGCCAGGAGAAAUGCAGGUGAGAGGCAGAGAAAGGCACAAGAGGCAUGGAAAGAAGAGCUUAAAAGGAGAGAGGAGAAGAGAAAGAAUGAUGAAGAGGGGAGAUACUGGUUUGAACACCCAGAGGAAUGGCGCAAGCUCCAGGAACAGCUGGCCAUCAAGAAAGAGGACGAACGACGACUGCAACUGGAGAAGAAAUGGGAAGAAGAGGCAAGGAGGAUGGAAGAGAGAAAGAAAAGGGAGCAAGAAAUUGAGGAUGAAAUGAGACGUGAGAGGGAGAGGCAGCGAGAGACUAAGCGACAGAAGGAAAUAGAGAAACAGGAGAUUGAAAUGAAACUCCAACUAGAAUUAGAAAAACAGCGGGAACUGGAAAGACAGAGGGAACUGGAAAUGGAAAGAGAGAGAGAACAGGAAAUGGAAAGAGAGAGAGAACUGGAA
Molecule: messenger RNA, 2928 nt
Organism: Clupea harengus (Atlantic herring)
Lineage: Eukaryota; Metazoa; Chordata; Actinopteri; Clupeiformes; Clupeidae
Source: RefSeq, a predicted model, not a curated record